AAGGUGUCAAAUGGAGAGAUGGCUUGUAGACUGGGCUCUGCCCACUAAUUAGCUGUGUGGCCUCGGGAGAAUCAUCCGGGCUCUCUGGCUUCCCUUGUUUUCCGAUGAAAUAACGCUGACGAUGAUAUUUCAGAGUUGUCCAGGGGUCAAUGAGGCGGGAUGAAGGGAAGCAUCGUGACAUCUGGGAGCCUUAGGCCAGUGAAAAAUGUGGAAUGGCUGUACCCCCACUCUCCUAGCACUGGAUGUGAGGCAGCAUCGUUUCCCCUUCUCUCUCUUCGAAUGUCAAGUGCACCAGCUUCCAAUCCCUCCUCUGGGCGGGCCUUGUCUGGGCUAAUCUCGGCUGCAGAUUCCAGUACAAACUCAGGACUCUCCCCCACCCAGCCGCCCCUACCCAAGGACUCGCCAAACACACCUUGAAUCCCGCGCCAGAGCGCAGCCCGGAACUGCAGCUCCGCGGCGUGGGCCCAGGACUGAGCAGCUAGGCGCGAGCGAAAACAAACAGCUGGGGCUGCGAGCGUCCCCGCCCCGGCCCCGAGAGCACGCUGGCCCCGGCCCCCAUCCGGGGCGCCCGUCUGUCCACCAUGAGGAAGAUCCGCGCCAAUGCCAUCGCCAUCCUGACCGUAGCCUGGAUCCUGGGCACUUUCUACUACUUAUGGCAGGACAACCGAGCCCACGCAGCAUCCUCCGGCGGCCGGGGCGCGCAGAGGGCCGGCGGGAGGCCGGAGCAGCUCCGCGAGGACCGCACCAUCCCGCUCAUUGUGACAGGAACUCCCUCGAAAGGCUUUGAUGAGAAGGCCUACCUGUCGGCCAAGCAGCUGAAGGCUGGAGAGGACCCCUACAGGCAGCAUGCCUUCAACCAGCUGGAGAGUGACAAGCUGAGCCCGGACCGGCCCAUCCGGGAUACCCGCCAUUACAGCUGCCCAUCGGUGUCCUACUCCUCGGACCUGCCGGCCACCAGCGUCAUCAUCACCUUCCACAAUGAGGCUCGCUCCACCCUGCUGCGCACAGUGAAGAGUGUCCUGAACCGAACUCCUGCCAACUUGAUCCAGGAGAUCAUUUUAGUGGAUGACUUCAGUUCAGAUCCGGAAGACUGUCUGCUCCUGACCAGGAUCCCCAAGGUCAAGUGCCUGCGAAAUGACCGGCGGGAAGGGCUGAUCCGGUCCCGAGUGCGUGGGGCGGACGUGGCUGCAGCUACUGUCCUCACCUUUCUGGACAGCCACUGUGAAGUGAACACAGAGUGGCUUCAGCCCAUGCUGCAGCGGGUGAAGGAGGACCAUACCCGCGUGGUGAGUCCCAUCAUUGAUGUCAUCAGUCUGGAUAAUUUUGCCUACCUUGCAGCAUCUGCUGACCUUCGUGGAGGGUUCGACUGGAGCCUGCAUUUCAAGUGGGAGCAGAUCCCUCUUGAGCAGAAGAUGACCCGGACAGACCCCACCAGGCCCAUAAGGACGCCUGUCAUAGCUGGAGGAAUCUUCGUGAUUGACAAGUCCUGGUUUAACCACUUGGGAAAAUAUGAUGCCCAGAUGGACAUCUGGGGGGGAGAGAAUUUUGAGCUCUCCUUCAGGGUGUGGAUGUGCGGUGGCAGUUUGGAGAUCGUCCCCUGCAGCCGGGUGGGCCAUGUCUUCAGGAAACGGCACCCCUACAACUUCCCUGAGGGUAACGCCCUCACCUACAUCAGGAAUACCAAGCGCACUGCAGAAGUGUGGAUGGAUGAAUAUAAGCAGUACUACUAUGAGGCCCGGCCCUCGGCCAUUGGGAAGGCCUUUGGCAGCGUGGCUUCGCGGAUAGAGCAGAGGAAGAAGAUGAACUGCAAGUCCUUCCGCUGGUACCUGGAGAACGUCUACCCGGAGCUCACGGUCCCCGUGAAGGAAGUACUCCCUGUCAUCAUUAAGCAGGGGAUGAACUGCUUAGAAUCUCAGGGCCAGAACACAGCUGGUGACUUCCUGCUUGGAAUGGGGAUCUGCAGGGGGUCUGCCAAGAACCCCCAGCCUGCCCAGGCCUGGCUGUUCAGUGACCACCUCAUCCAGCAGCAGGGGAAGUGCCUGGCUGCCACCUCCACCUUGAUGUCCUCUCCCGGAUCCCCCGUCACACUGCAGAUGUGCAACCCUAGAGAAGGCAAGCAGAAAUGGAGGAGGAAAGGAUCUUUCAUCCAGCACUCAGUCAGUGGCCUCUGCCUGGAGACGAACCCUGCCCAGCUGGUGACCAGCAAGUGUCAGGCUGACACCCAGGCCCAGCAGUGGCAGCUGUUGCCACACACAUGACGGUAGCCCCAGGGCCUCCUGUAUCUUUUGCAUGAGACUUUGGGGCCAGAAGGGGGUUUGGGUGGGGGAGUGCAAAGCAGGCCGUUCCCAUCUCCUCAUAUUUCCGCCAGGACCAUCAGCAAACAUCCACCAUGACACACAUUCUCCAAAGCUUGUUCCAGGAGGGCGUGGGUGGGCACCCCCCAUGCCCUCAGCGCUGUCCUGGCCUUGCCCCCGGGAAUGGAGAUGGUCAGGGUGCUGGACUGUUGCUGGGUAGAGACUGAGUAGGUGCCCCUGGCCCUUUGUCCUCUCCCUUGGCACUUCUUGGGGCCAGGACUAUAGUGUGUGGUCUCUCCCUUGUCGCUUGGGGAGAGCAAGGACGGAAGGCCACCUGGGGGCCUGUUGGGUCAUGAGGCCCAGUGGUGUGAGCAGGUAGGGCGAGGAGAAAGUGGGCAGUGUGGAUGGAGAGGCUGAAGGCUGGAAAAAGAGGGAAGAAAAGGAGAGGGGCAGCCUGCAGGGGCAGGAAAAGAACAGGAAGGAAGUGAGAAGCCUGGUGACCUGUCAAAGAUGCCAGGCCCAGGGUGCUGCUGGGUUGGGUGGGGGACGGAUGGGAUCUUGGCAGCAAAAAUGGGUAAUUAGCAAUGAACGUGAAUAGAAGAGCAGCAAAGCCCCAAAAGAACAAGGUCUCUUCCCCAGGACACAGUCUCUUCCACACUUCAUCAGCCCCAGGGCCUGAGCCCAAUGCUGUGCCUCGGUCCUGUGCCUGCGGGUGCCCACGUUCCUUAGCAAGAGGCUGCAAAGGGAUCUGUAGAGAAGACUCCGGCAUGGUUUAUCAAACAGAUUUCACUUCUUUUUGGCCAUGUGUCAGGCUGAGACCUCUCUCUUGGGCAUUAACAAAGAGCUAGUGCCCUGUUCCUGCCGCCAGGUCCCACUGAAAGGACAGAUAGCCACACACAUCAUUGAGUAGCCCCAGCUUCGUUUGUCAUUUUUGACUCCUGCUUUCUCAAAGGUUUUUGCCUCUUUCAAUACAGCAUCAUUGUUCAGGGUGAUAGGAAAGAAGGGACCUCCUUUCCGGACUAUGAACAGCCCCUAAGUCAGUAGAGGCUAAGCCAUCCAGGCUCAACUUCACCCUUAUUCCCUUCCCCACUACAGGAGGGAUUUUUCUGAAGGAUCAGCUAUUACACUGGGCUGGGAGGCUGGCUGUGGUUCCUGUUUGUGUAGAGAACUCCCAGUUCCUUUCCACAGCCACUGAGAGUAUAUUCACACAUCUACCCCGAGGCCUUGCCUUGGAACUGCUCCUGCUAUCCCCACGCCCUUCUUCCCUCACCCCACUGGCUCAGGAAGUGUUACCUUGGGCAAAUGAUUGUUGGCACCAGGACCCUAGGAGUCUCGCUAUAAAGCAGACCAGCCUGGGGCAGAUACAUGUACUGCAGGAGCCCCUGUCUUUCAUAGGCCAAGGAUCCACACACCCAUAGAGAAUUCAUGGAUUCCAGAAGGUCUAGGAAUCUCCUGAAAUUGUCCCUAAAAUAUUGCAUGUAUGUGUGUGCAUAAACACAUUUUCCUGGGGAAAGAGUCCAGGGCUUCUUAAAGAGGUCCCUGAUCCCCAAAGGGCCUGAACCUCUGCUCUGGAUUGAAGCCACUGUCUGCCCAAGCUGCCACCUCCCAAUCUCCCUCCCUGGUGUGCUCAAAGCACCAUCGCCCGCUCCCUCCACGUGGCCCUUGAGGUCAGCAGCCAAGUGUUGGUGGUCCGCAGCACCUGCUCUGGAGGGCUCUCCAGCAGUUUCACCUCCUGACUCUCACCAGCGUCCUCUCAGCAGCGCUCCUGUGCCCAAGUGCAGCCCCCUGGACUUGCCAGCGCAGGGCCCUUCACCCCAGGGCCAUGCUUCACCCGUCGUCUGUGGUGAUGUUUCAUCCACGGCCAGGUGCAGCCUCAGAUCCCCUGUUCAUCUGGGAAGCCUCCUGCCACAGCUUAGGACUGAACUGGACCCAGGGCAAAGACCUCUCCCCAGAGGAUGGACUAGAAGGCCUGGGCCACACUCGAGUGUGGACCUUUGGGGCUGGGGAGUGGUGGCUGCUUCUGUCGAAUAUAAGAGGACUGCUGACCAGAGGGCCUUCGAGAGGGUCUCUCCCUCCUUUGCUGUGGUCAGACCAGGCUCUGCACUUAUCGGCCGGUCCUUUGUGGCAACUCAGCUCUAUUCUGUUUUUGCUUUUCUUCUCUUGACCAAAGCAUGUGCCACUAGCUGUCUUUGAGGACCUCGUCUUUAUGAAACACACACCUAGAAUAAAACCACUUCUUACAUGUC
Molecule: messenger RNA, 4540 nt
Organism: Callithrix jacchus (white-tufted-ear marmoset)
Lineage: Eukaryota; Metazoa; Chordata; Mammalia; Primates; Cebidae
Source: RefSeq, a predicted model, not a curated record